This is a messenger RNA of Lolium perenne, 1536 nucleotides long. Lineage: Eukaryota; Viridiplantae; Streptophyta; Magnoliopsida; Poales; Poaceae. The record is from RefSeq and is a predicted model, not a curated record.
CCACACAACCUCGUGGGUUAGGACAUCCGGUUCAUACCAGAUCUAGAUCCACACAACCUCGUGGGAUAGGACAUCCGGUUCAUACCAGAUCUAGAUCCACACAACCUCGUGGGUUAGGACAUCCGGUUCAUACCAGAUCUAGAUCCAACAAAACGAGGGAGCGGAGCCACUAGAUAAUACCUAACAACAACUUCUUACAUCGACCAUCGUUGUGGAAGUUAGUUCCAGCCGCCACCAUUGCGUACUUCCGUCUUAUCGGCAUCCAACAAGAAUUUGACACCAUGCAAAGCAUUAGCCGAAUUUCCAACACCCCCAUCUCCAUGAUAUGUGUCAUGUUUGGACUCCAAGGCUGGGCAGACCUACCAGUUGAGCUAUUGCACUCCAUCAUUGUCAAGUUGGGUUCAACCCGCGACCUUCUUGCAUUCACCUCCACAUGUCCCAGUUGGCAUUCUGCAUUCAUGUCUAUCAGAUCUACCUUAGGUGCACUCUUCCCACCUCUUAUUUUUAGGAUUUGUGCCACCCAAACAAGCACGGAUGACUCCACCAUUCGACACACAUGGGAGCUCAUUGAUAUCUCCUAUCCAAGUAAUCCUUUGCGUCGCUUGAGUCCCCCAUGUAUAUUGGACACAAUGACACCUGUAGAAUGCUCUUAUGGUCAUAUCAUUUUCUCCUUUGGCAGAUCCCAUGUCAUUAUGGACAUCUUAACUGGCACUACAAUUUCAGCUCCACCUUGUCCACUGACUCAACUAUGCUAUAGAGCCUUCAUAACUCCACACGCAUCACAAGAUUCUUAUCUCUUUGUCACUGGCCCACAUUGCCUAUUUGCUUGGCGAGUCGGGAGCCCGUCUUGGUUGCACUGUGAUUAUAUAAAUGCGCAUGUGAUUCAACAGAUUGUGACCUUCAGAGGUCGAGUCUUUGCUAGGACACGCCAUAAUUUGUACGUCGUGCACUUGACACCUGAACUCUGCAUCGAGGCACUUAAAGUUGUUUGUGGCGAGAAUAGGGGCCCAUCCAAGCUUUGUGGGAAGUUGGUGGCAUGUGAAGACAUGAUUCUCAUGCUUGAUGAUUGGGAAGCCUUCUUCCUCGACUUGUCUGCUGAACCUAUUAAAUAUCUGAAACUCGAAGAUGAAUGCUUGGAGAAGAAGGCAUUCUUCUUCACCAGGGGAGGCCCUGGCCAACCACGACAUAACAUGAAUCCAGAGAGGAUUGGAUUAAGGGGUAGCCAUGUAUACUAUUUGGAUCGCGAGGCUCAAGUACAUUCACACUCAGCAGUUGACCAACAUGAUGUGGGGUUCCCACAGGAACCAAACCUUGCAACACUGAACAACUACAUUUUACGCAAGCCUGCAAUAUUCACGGCUUGGGUAUGAGAUCCCAUCGGUGUAAGUUGUAACUAUGUCCUUUGUCAAUGCAUGGGGUUUGAUGAACCCUUAUUGUUUCCGCUCCUCGGAUAGACUCAGCUCCGAGAGUUUCAUAAAGAUUUGGAUAAUGCAUAUUGCUAUUUUAUUGAACUAUGUUAAUUACUUCCCUUUUGAA